Messenger RNA from Talaromyces rugulosus, 663 nucleotides. RefSeq lists its product as uncharacterized. Gene Ontology annotation, cellular component: mitochondrial large ribosomal subunit. Gene Ontology annotation, molecular function: structural constituent of ribosome. The transcript has a single exon. The coding region runs from base 1 to 663 and encodes 220 amino acids. NCBI's taxonomy places the organism in Eukaryota, Fungi, Ascomycota, Eurotiomycetes, Eurotiales, Trichocomaceae. The record is from RefSeq and is a predicted model, not a curated record.
AUGUUGCUCCCGUCGUCCUCUCUCAGAGCGGCCUUUCGCGGGCUGUCACUCCACAGCACAACGCCAGCCAAGCGCAGCUUUUCGACCUCCCUUUGCUUGCAGAGUAGAAAGAAACUCUCGGAAGCCAUUCCUCCUUAUCCAUACAAGCCGAACUACGUGUACAAGCAAGCAGACACGGGUCUAUACGGCGGUGCGGCCAUCCAAUUCGGCAACAAGAUUUCCAAGGGACGAAACAAGGGCAAAACGAGACGUGCCUGGAAACCCAACGUGCGAUGGAAGAAGAUCCAUAGUGAAGCACUCGAAAAGGACCUGUUUCUCAAAGUCACCCGCAGGGCGUUGCGCACAAUUGAGAAAUCCGAAGGACUGGACAACUAUCUGUUGUCGGACAAGCCAGCAAGGCUUAAGGAGCUGGGAUUGACCGGUUGGGAAUUAAGAUGGAAAGUCAUGCAGACGCCCAAAAUCCAAGAGAAAUUCAGACAAGAAAGGAAAGCGCUAGGACUCCCUGAAGCCCCGCCUACGUUUGAAGAAUGGGUAAAGGAGAAGACCAAGAAUAAGAGGUCCAAGGGGGAUACUGCUUUUACAAGCAGUCUUAAUAUCAAGAGCCGGGUAUCUCCCAAACGACCGGCAUCACCCAAGGUGAAGUCGACGGAGAAGUCGAAAUGA